CGGGAGCCGAGACGGCCAGGGUUAAGGCAGAUUCCUCCUGAUAGCGAGGUAAAUGCUGCACCGGGUAGGCAGAGACAUCAAGCGCAUCCUGCGCCGGGAUCGAGACCACGGCGGCGGCGGUCAGCACGGCCAACAGUGGUAGUAAUUGUAGCAGCGGCAUUGUAUCUCUCGCCGGCGACGGUCGACGUCGUCACGGCUAUGCCCCGCUCACGUGCCCUCCAGUAUGCGUCGCCGCUCCAGGGCGGCGGAACUGUCGGAAAUUCCGCGUACCACCUUUAAAUGAGGCAAACGCAGAGCGAUCUUGCGCAUGCGCUUGAGGAGAGCGAGAGAAUCGUGGACAUCAGUUGGAGGGACAAAUAGAGAGGUCCAGGAGAAAACGGGGAGCUGGUCAAGGUGUAAUGAGGGAGCGCUCAGUGAAGCAGUCAAGGAUCAAUCGGAUGUUUACGGCACAUCCCCUCCAGCGAAGACAUGGAUGGGGUUAAGUCGGAUUUUCUGGUUCGGUUUCUGGAUCAGCAACAAGUGUAUGAAGACCCGGGGUCCCAAGAUGUCUGCCAGGUAUGUGGUUAAGGUAGGCGGGGCGAAGCAGACGCACGUAAAUGCACGGCCAAUGUGGAGUUCGCGCAGAUGUGGGUGCAGAGAAGGAAAAAGUAAAAGAAGAAAAAGGGAAUGUAGGUACCAACGAGGGGAGAACAAAUUAGGAAAAUCUUGAUUGUUGUCACUCUGUGCCACGAAUGAAUGUGAGGAAUUGUUGUGGAGAGGAACAGGAACAAGAUGCAAAGCAAACAAACGUCGCG
Messenger RNA from Pyricularia grisea, 794 nucleotides. RefSeq lists its product as uncharacterized. NCBI's taxonomy places the organism in Eukaryota, Fungi, Ascomycota, Sordariomycetes, Magnaporthales, Pyriculariaceae. The coding region runs from base 308 to 709 and encodes 133 amino acids. The record is from RefSeq and is a predicted model, not a curated record. The transcript has a single exon.